Messenger RNA from Physeter macrocephalus (sperm whale), 4758 nucleotides. It is a transcript of the gene PIGT, whose product is annotated as phosphatidylinositol glycan anchor biosynthesis class T. NCBI's taxonomy places the organism in Eukaryota, Metazoa, Chordata, Mammalia, Artiodactyla, Physeteridae. The coding region runs from base 2602 to 4338 and encodes 578 amino acids. The transcript is spliced from 12 exons. Gene Ontology annotation, cellular component: GPI-anchor transamidase complex. The record is from RefSeq and is a predicted model, not a curated record. Gene Ontology annotation, biological process: attachment of GPI anchor to protein.
CAUUGCAUAGACUUGUCAUAGACUCUGGAGAGGAGGGAAAAAGACAAACUCCUGUAGAAUCCUGUGCUGUGGAGGAAAUAGGAGGGACCACAUCUCAGGGGAAGAUUCCCAGGACGGCUCACAAUGUAGCAGUCCCCAGGGGUGCACAGAACUUGAUACUGUGAACAGUAUGGCGGUGUGGGGACAACAUGGAACGGUGUUACGAUGUUGUCUUGUUUGUUCGUUCAAACAUUACUGAGCCCCCACUAUGUGCUAGCCUCCUUGCUUACGCAACAGAAACACUAAGGUGGCCAAGAGCUCUUCCAGGAAGAGACAUGGCCACAUAAUGGAACUAUAAUGUGGGCCGUAGCACGCUAGAGAGGGAGAAGGCAAGUCUUCUUUGGGGGUGGCUGGGUCUUGAGUGAUGGGGACAGGCAAUUUCAAAAGGAAACAAAGCAUAGAAGUACAAAGUAAUCAUAAUCAUAACAGCAACUCCCUUAAAAAAUUUGUUUUUGAAGUUGAUAGUGUGGACUCGAGUUCUGGCUCCAUUACUCACUGUGAUCUUAGGCAAUUAUCUCAGUUUCUGUACUCAGUUUACUCAUCUGUAAGAUGGAGAUAAUAGUGCCUGCCUCAUAGAGCUCUUUGAGUAAAGGUUAGUAGAGGCUAUUAAGCACUUACUACAGUCCAGAUUCUACAUGUACCUAAUUUCUGAUCCUUACAACAACCCUGAAAGCAGGUUUAUCCGUUUUACAGAGCAGGAAGAGUGGCACUCAGGUUUCUCAUGCUCAUACGGAUUAAAGGCUGGUGCGGGGAUUUGAACCCACAUCUGUCUGACAUCUAAGCUCGUGGCCUCUCUUCUAUUCCAUGUCUAGUGGGGCAGGAACGCUGGAUAGAAUGAGGGCAUCAUGAGACAAAGACAUCUUCUUGACACUUCCUCUCCAGUUGGUCAGGGGUAUAUCUAGGCAGACCUGGCAGACACCAAAUCUCUGGUUCUUCAGAGCCAGAUGGUUGUCAGUUUUACCAAAAGACUGUCUACAAAAUCCUUCAUGAAUGUGUACCCCAUUGGGCAGGUGGAGAAACCAAAGCAGGAAUUGCUUGGAACUCCUACAACUCAAGUCAGCACAAAAGGAGAGAGGUGGAAAAAGAUUUUAACAGAUCUUUUGCAAAAGAAAAUAUAUGAAUGGCCAAGAAGCACAUGAAAAGCUGUUCAACAUCACUAGGUACCAAGGAAAUGCAAAUUAAAACCACAAUGAGAUACUACUACAAACACACCCAACGUGGCAAAAACGAAAAAGCCCCCCAAAUUAAAUGUUCACCAGGAUGUGGAGCAAUGGGGACUCUCAUACAUUGUUGGUACAAGUAUGAAAUGACACAUUUUGGAGAAAGAUCUAGCAGUUUCUUGUAAAAUUAAACAUAUGCCUAUUCUUUGACCACUCCUAAAUAUUUACUUAAAAGAAAGGUAAGCAUAUGCCUACAAAGAAACUUGUAUAGCAGCCUAGCUCAUAAGAACUAAAAACUUGAAAGAGCUCAGGUGUACAUGGACAGGAGAGCAGAUAAACUAUGGUAUAUUCAGACAAUGUAUGAAUACUACACAGAAAUGAAAAGACACAAACUGCUGAUACAUGCAAGAACAUGAAUGAUUCUCCAAAACAUUCUUCCCAUGAAAGAAGACUUUUACAAAAAAUUAUACACACUAUAUGAUGAUUUCACUUAUACGAAGCUGUAGAACAGAUUAAUCCAUUUUCUGGAGAAAAAUCAGAACAGUGGGUGCAUCUGGAAGGCAGGGGUCACAGACAUUGACGGGCAAGGGGCAUUAGCCAACUUUCAGGGAUUUUCCAAACAUAUCUUGAUAAGAGUUACACAGGUGUAUCCACUUGUUGAACUCAAUGAAUGUGCACUUCAGAGUUGAGCAUUUCAUUGUUUGUAAAUUUUACACCAAAAGAAAAAUGUAAACAACUAUUGAACUCUAGUUAAUGAUAUGCAUGCUGAACUAUUUAAGGGGAAGUGUCCUUAUGUCUGAAAUUUCUUUGAAGUGCAUCAAAACAUAAGAUGAAUUGGGGGAGAUAGAGGCUGAUAUGUGAUAAAAACAAGUGCAGUAACAUGUUAAUAGUGGAAUCUAGGUGAUGGGGAUACAGAUGUUCAUUGUAACAGGUAUUCAUCCUUUCAACUUUGUUGUAUGUUUGAGAUUUUUCAUAAUAAAAGGGUGAGUUAUUUGAGGGUUUUUCAGGAAAGUUCUUGGCUAGGCUUCGGACAGGGCAAAUAGAGACACGAAUCUCAGGGAGACAGGAGCCCGGCAGUGUGACCUUGCAAAAGUAAUAACAUUUUUCAGUCUGUUUCAACUAUCACGGAGGCACAUUGGGAGUCGGUAUUAUUAAGAACUUUGUCGUUGGGAAGGGGGUCCUCAAUCCACGUCCGAGCCACGCCACGUGCCCACUGCCGUUUGUGCCCUAUCAGCGCCCCUUUACACCCAGCAGCCCUUCAAAGGCCUAUCCUGGCAGUCGCUGUGGUAGCUGCACCCUGGCUUCCGGGACGGCACCGGAAGUCGCUUCUCAGACGCUCUUCCUAUUGGAGGCCGGCCUUUCGCGGGGGCGGGGCCAUUGGGAGGCGGAAACAGCCUCAGAUAUGGCGGCGGCAGCGCUUUUUUGUCUGCUGGUGCUGCUGCUUCUCGGGCCGGGAGUCUGGGGCCACACAGAGCCCCCACGCGACAGCCUGCGGGAGGAGCUCGUCAUCACCCCGCUGCCUUCUGGGGACGUAGCCGCCACAUUCCAGUUCCGCACGCGCUGGGAUUCGGAGCUGCAGCGGGAAGAAGUAUCUCAUUAUAGGCUCUUCCCCAAAGCACUGGGGCAGUUGAUCUCCAAGUAUUCUCUACGGGAGCUGCACCUGUCGUUAACCCAAGGCUUCUGGAGGACUCGAUACUGGGGGACACCCUUCUUGCAGGCCCCAUCAGGUGCAGAGCUGUGGGCCUGGUUCCAAGACACCGUCACUGACGUGGAUAAGUCCUGGAAGGAGCUCAGUAACGUCCUCUCAGGGAUCUUCUGCGCCUCUCUCAACUUCAUUGACUCCACCAACACAGUCACGCCUAGCGCCUCCUUCAAACCCCUGGGGCUGGCCAAUGGCACGGAUCACUCCUUCCUGCGCUAUGCGGUGCUGCCUCGGGAGGUCGUCUGCACUGAGAACCUCACCCCGUGGAAGAAGCUCUUGCCCUGCAGUUCCAAGGCAGGCCUCUCCGUGCUGCUGAAGGCCGAUCGCCUGUUCCACACGAGCUACCACUCCCAGGCAGUGCAUAUUCGCCCUGUUUGCAGAGAUGCACGCUGUGCCAGCAUCUCCUGGGAGCUGAGGCAGACCCUUUCCGUUGUAUUUGACGCCUUCGUCACGGGGCAGGGGAAGCAAGACUGGUCCCUCUUUCGGAUGUUCUCCCGAACCCUCACAGAGCCCUGCCCCCUGGCUUCGGAGAGCCGAGUCUAUGUGGACGUCACCAACUAUAGCCAGGACAAUGAGACAUUGGAGGUGUACCCGCCCCCGCUCACCAUGUACGAGGACGUCGUCCUGGGCACCCGGAAGACCUAUGCCGUCUACGACCUGCUGGACACGGCCGUGAUCAACAACUCGCGCAGCCUCAACCUCCAGCUCAAGUGGAAGAGACCCCUAGGGAAUGAGGCCCCACCCACGCCCUUCCUGUACGCCCAGCGGUACGUGAGCGGCUACGGGCUGCACAACGGGGAGCUGAGCACGCUGCUGUAUAACACCCACCCGUACCGGGCCUUCCCCGUGCUGUUGCUGGACACUGUGCCCUGGUACCUGCGGCUGUACGUGCACACGCUCACCAUCACCUCCAAGGGCAAGGAGAACAAACCAAGUUACAUCCACUACCAGCCUGCCCAGGACCGGAUGCAGCCCCACCUCCUGGAGAUGCUGAUUCAGCUACCGGCCAGCUCAGUCACCAAGGUCUCCAUCCAGUUUGAGCGGGCGCUGCUUAAGUGGACCGAGUACACCCCGGACCCCAACCACGGCUUCUAUGUCAGCCCAUCUGUCCUCAGUGCCCUCGUGCCCAGCGAGGUGGCCGCCCAACCCGUGGACUGGGAAGAGAGUCCCCUCUUCAACACCCUCUUCCCAGUCUCCGACAGCUCCAGCUACUUCGUGCGGCUCUACACGGAGCCACUGCUGGUGAACCUGCCCACGCCGGACUUCAGCAUGCCCUACAACGUCAUCUGCCUCACGUGCACAGUGGUGGCCGUGUGCUACGGCUCCUUCUACAACCUCCUCACCCGAACCUUCCAGGUUGAGGUGCCCAGCAAGGGCGGCCUGGCCAGGCGGCUGGCCAACCUCAUCCGGCGCGCCCGAGGCGUCCCCCCGCUCUGAGGCGCGCCCUGCUCACAGCUGGGCUGCUCUUCCUCUCCGAGGUGGGCAGAGACUGACCCCCAAGUCUCCUCCUGCCGCUUGCCCUCCCCCGAGGCAGUUUCCGAACCAAGCUGACCCCUGGAUUGGGCCAGGCCUAGAGUGGCGCUAUCAGGACAGUAGCCACGAGCCAGAUGUGUGUUUGAAUUGAAAUUAAUUUAAAUUGAAAGUGUAUUUCCUCAGCCGUACUAGCCCCACUUCACGUGCUCGGUAACCAAAAGUGAUCAGCAGCUGCAGCCCUGGGCUGCGAGGACAGAUGUUUCCAUCACUGCAGAAAGGUCUGUUAUCCGGUGGCCUGGAUAACAGGGUGUGCUGAGGAAUUCGUAUCGCUCUGCGGUAGGUGGGGUUUACUGGGUGUGGAAUAAAAAGUGCCUAAUUCCUUGC